GAUGAGCGCAGGAGGCGUGGCAUCUCUAGUUGAUUAGCGCAGGGGGCAGCCACGAUUUUGCACGUGCAGCCACUUAAUGACUCGAUAGCUAUUCAGCCACAUCCAGUCCAGUCUGGGUGUUUGCAUUGUAACGGGGCAAAGAGGAAUCUCCCGAAAUUCGACACUGUUGUGUAGGUUAUGUUCUGUGUGUGACAACUAGAAACAGUUUAACUUGGUUUAUUUUACAUAGGCCACAAUGUUGCCGGACGCCUAUGGCUGUGUCGUGGCAAACCGAUUCGGGGAGCUCUUGGACGACGAGGCUGACCCCUUCGACCUGCUCAGCAUGGCGGAGAGCACGGAGAAAUCAAAGAAAAAGAAGGAAGACGUUAAGAAAGCAAAGCAGAAGAAGCCUGGCCAGAAGGAAUCUCAGAAGGAGAGACGCGCGGGAGUCGACGAGCAACCUGCUCCUCCUAUGGGUUCAUGUAUUUUCUGUGUGCCCCGAUGUGCAGUGAAAAAGCCCCCAACACGGGAGCCCAUGUCCAGUGAGAGCCGAGGCGGAGCAGUGGAGGGUCAAAGGGCCCCAAGAAGGAAUGCGUUUGAGGAGCGACCGUAUGAGCCAGAACAGUACUACCAGGAAAACUAUAUCUCCAGGUCCUCCUUUAACAGCGAGGUUGACCCCAGGGUCCAAGGAAGCUUCAGGGGUGGUCGAGGAGGAAGGGGAGCCGGCUAUCCCAGGAACUUGGAGAACUUUAAUCCCCGUGGCAAGAGGGAAUAUGAGCGGCAAAGCGGAACAGGCAUGUGUCCUGAUGAGAAGAGGGGUGGCAGAGGAUCGUGGAACUGGGGCACCGUUCAGGACACUAUUGGUGAUAUGGAUGUGACAGCCGCAGUCAACCCUGAGUCCCAGGCCCCAGUGGAGGGUGAAGAACAAGGAACAGACCUGGAAGGAGAGGUGGUGGUCCAGGUGGCCAUAGAGAUGAGCCUGGACGAGUGGAGGGCACUGCAGGAGUCCAGCCGCCCCAAGUCGGAGCUGAACCUCCGCAAGGCAGACACCGAGGUGCCGUCCAAGGCCAGGGUGAUUCACGAGUCCAAUCUGCGUGAGGACAUCAAAGAGGAGGACAUGGAAGACCACUUCCUGCGCAGGUCUGUAAAUGACAUCACUUCGCGCCUGGACAUAAACUUCGGGAGUCUCGGACGUCCCGCCCGGGGAGGGCGAGGCCGGGGCAGACGGGGUGCCAUAGCGGGUACCCCUGAGGUUGUCACUCCCAAAUUUGAGAGGGUCGACAUCCUGGCUCCAAACCCAGAUGAUCCAGAGGAUUUCCCAGCACUGUCGGCUGGAAAAUAAUAAGGGCCGGUGAUUGUCACUUCCAUUGCCCACUGGUGAAAAUGGGAUGCACUUGAGCCAACACUAUUUAUUCACUGUUGUGUUCUGCUGUUCCAUGGUUUGGGGUUCAUGUUGCUUGUUACUGACUCCUGGAGAAUAAAACAUCUGCAAAUUAUAUUUGGUGAGUGUUUUCCUAUGGUGGGGCAAAUGUGCUUAGAUAAGUGGGAUCAAGUUUACAUGAUCUGUUUUUGCAAUAUGCACUUUUAUGAACUUGAUAAAAGCAGGGAAAGUCAACUGAUGCAGCCAAUGAUGAAGCUGGAACACAGGUAGAGUAUUGGGUUUAUUUAAAAAGCCAGUUUUAACCAAGCAUAAUUACUUGUUUGGACCCCAUGAGGGCUUGGUUCCUCUACUUCUAAUGAAUCAAACCGUACAAAAUAUUUACAAAAUAGACGUUCUCAGUAUAUCAAAUGAUUUCUUAUUUACAUUACUGUAAUACAUGAACUUGACUGAUGCACACAAUACUUGACUUAUACAAACACCCUGUAUGUGCAUGAACUCUGCAGGAUGCACUGCCAUUGGUAUACUGUUCUUCAAAACUGGAAUAUCUACUUUUACUGCUUGUUUAAAAGUAAACGCCAGGUUGACAUAUUCACAUGCCAGUCUCGCGUGGUAAACCUUACGAUACUAAUGCAUGCUUUAAUGGGUGACAAUUCUAUGAUUAUGCUUUAUGAAAAAGUUUCAUGAUAAACCAAGUGCUUUACAGAAUUGCAAUUUAACUAGUUUACAUGAGAGCAUGUCACACAAACAUUGAAGCCAGACUGGACCAUUUUGCAUGGUUCCUUUAUAACAAAAUGCACUGUACUUUAAAAGUGAAAAAAAAUAAA
Gadus macrocephalus (Pacific cod) is the source of this 2184-nucleotide messenger RNA. Its product is annotated as intracellular hyaluronan-binding protein 4. Gene Ontology annotation, cellular component: cytoplasm; nucleus. Gene Ontology annotation, biological process: positive regulation of translational initiation; positive regulation of RNA splicing. Bases 236 to 1321 code for a protein of 361 amino acids. The transcript is spliced from 8 exons. Gene Ontology annotation, molecular function: RNA binding. Lineage: Eukaryota; Metazoa; Chordata; Actinopteri; Gadiformes; Gadidae. The record is from RefSeq and is a predicted model, not a curated record.